GAUCGACAUCUGCCCGGGUGGCCUGGGCGCCAGGAACCAUGACGGUGGUUUUGGGGGCGGCCCUCACCACACGGCUCUCCCGGAGAUUUCCCUAAACCAGGCCCUCGGUGGGACCGCCCUCAGUUAUUAUAGGAAAGAUGGGUGACAUUAACCUCAAAGAAAUAACCUUAAUAGUAGGUGUGGUUACUGCUUGCUAUUGGAACAGCCUGUUCUGUGGGUUUGUUUUUGACGAUGUUUCAGCAAUACUGGAUAAUAAAGACUUGCAUCCAUCCACACCUUUAAAAACAUUGUUUCAGAAUGACUUCUGGGGAACCCCUAUGUCAGAGGAAAGAAGCCACAAGUCUUACCGACCCUUAACAGUGUUGACAUUUCGCUUGAAUUAUCUCUUUAGUGAACUAAAGCCAAUGUCAUAUCAUCUUCUAAAUACAAUUUUUCAUGCUGUAGUCAGUGUGAUAUUUCUUAAAGUCUGCAAACUUUUCCUGGACAACAGAAGCAGUGUGAUUGCUGCUUUGCUUUUUGCAGUACACCCAAUUCAUACAGAAGCAGUAACAGGUGUUGUUGGAAGAGCAGAACUUUUGUCAUCUAUCUUUUUUCUUGCUGCAUUUUUGUCAUACACCAAAUCAAAAGGACCAGAUAAUUCUAUAGUAUGGUCACCAAUAGCAUUGACCGUGUUUUUAGUGGCUGUUGCAACAUUGUGUAAAGAACAAGGAAUCACAGUUGUAGGAAUUUGCUGUGUGUAUGAAGUAUUUGUUGCGCAAGGGUAUACUUUGCCCUUAUUAGGUACUGCUGCUGGACAGUUUCUCCGUGGAAAGAGUAGUAUUCCAUUUUCUAUGCUGCAGACACUAAUAAAACUCAUUGUCUUGAUGUUCAGUACAUUAUUACUUGUUGUGAUUAGAGUCCAGAUUAUUCAGUCCCAACUUCCAGUGUUUACAAGAUUUGAUAACCCAGCUGCUGUAAGCCCAACUCCUACCAGACAGCUAACUUUUAACUACCUUCUUCCAGUGAAUGCUUGGCUUUUAUUAAAUCCUUCAGAGCUCUGCUGUGAUUGGACCAUGGGAACAAUACCACUUAUAGAAUCAUUUCUGGAUAUUAGAAAUCUUGCGACUUUUGCUUUCUUUUGCUUUCUUGGGGCUUUGGGAAUAUUUAGUCUUCGAUACCCUGGUGAUUCUUCUAAGACUGUUCUAAUGGCACUUUGUUUAAUGGCAUUACCAUUUAUUCCUGCUUCGAACCUUUUUUUCCCUGUUGGAUUUGUUGUCGCUGAGCGAGUACUUUAUGUUCCUAGCAUGGGGUUCUGUAUUUUGGUAGCCCAUGGAUGGCAGAAAAUUUCAAACAAAAGUGUAUUUAAAAAGCUGUCCUGGAUUUGUUUAUCCCUUGUGAUACUAACUCAUUCAUUAAAAACACUCCACAGGAAUUGGGACUGGGAAUCUGAAUAUACUUUGUUUAUGUCAGCCUUAAAGGUAAAUAAAAAUAACGCUAAAUUGUGGAAUAAUGUGGGUCAUGCUCUGGAAAAUGAAAAGAACUUCGAAAGAGCUCUGAAAUACUUCUUACAGGCUACCCAUGUUCAGCCAGAUGAUAUUGGUGCCCACAUGAAUGUAGGAAGAACUUAUAAAAAUUUAAAUAAAACCAGAGAAGCUGAAGAAUCUUACAUGAUGGCUAAAUCAUUAAUGCCUCAAAUUAUUCCUGGCAAAAAAUAUGCAGCCAGAAUUGCACCUAACCACUUAAAUGUUUAUAUCAAUCUGGCCAACCUGAUCCGAGCAAAUGAAUCCCGUCUAGAAGAAGCAGAUCAGCUAUAUCGACAAGCAAUAAGCAUGAGGCCUGACUUCAAGCAGGCUUACAUCAGCAGGGGAGAAUUGCUUUUAAAGAUGAAUAAGCCUCUCAAAGCAAAGGAAGCCUAUCUUAAAGCACUGGAGCUAGACAGAAAUAAUGCAGAUCUUUGGUAUAACUUGGCAAUUGUCUAUAUUGAACUUAAAGAACCAAAUGAAGCUCUAAAGAACUUUAAUCAUGCAUUGGAACUAAAUCCAAAGCAUAAGCUAGCACUAUUCAAUUCUGCUAUAUUAAUGCAAGAAUCAGGUGAAGUCAAACUUAGACCUGAAGCUAGAAAACGUCUUCUUCACUAUGUAAAUGAAGAGCCCCAAGAUGCUAAUGGAUAUUUCAACUUGGGAAUGCUUGCCAUGGAUGACAAAAAAGACAGUGAGGCAGAGAUUUGGAUGAAGAAAGCCAUAAAAUUACAAGCUGAUUUCAGAAGUGCUUUGUUUAAUCUUGCUCUUUUGUAUUCCCAAACUGCAAAGGAAUUAAAGGCACUGCCAAUUUUAGAAGAAUUACUCAGAUACUACCCUGAUCAUAUCAAGGGACUUAUUUUAAAAGGAGACAUUCUGAUGAAUCAAAAAAAAGAUAUACUUGGAGCAAAAAAAUGUUUUGAAAAGAUUUUGGAGAUGGAUCCAAACAAUGUACAAGGAAAACACAAUCUUUGUGUUGUUUAUUUUGAGGAAAAGGACUUACUAAAAGCUGAAAAAUGCCUGGUUGAAACAUUGGCCUUAGCGCCACAUGAGGAAUAUAUUCAGCGUCACUUGAGUAUUGUCAGGGAUAAAAUUUCCUCAUCUGGUUUUGUAGAACAGCCAGGAUUCCCAGAUGAAAAGACAUCAGACGAAGAGACAGACAAAAUUCCAGUUGAACAUGAGAAAGAAAUCAAAAGUGAAUCUACACCAGCACAGAUAAUAAAAACAAGUGAUAAUAAAAGUCACUCUAAAUCUAACAAACAAUUAGCAAAAAAUUCAGACAAAGAUGUCCCCCACAAAACAACAAAAGACAUCAAAGAAAUUGAGAAGAAAAGAGUUGCUGCUUUAAAAAGACUAGAAGAAAUUGAACGUAUUUUAAAUGGAGAAUAACAUCAUUCUUUCCUCAUAUGACAAUGGCAUCAGAGAACUUCUGUCUAUGUCAUGUGAUUGCAGGGAUCUUUCAGAAGUGUCAAGGACAUAUAGCAGUCUAUUGUAAGCUGCCUCUACAUAGGAUCUAAAUAAGAUUUCGUUAAAGAACUGUCUGAACUGAGGAUACCUAUUAUAUAAGACAGAGCAGAGGAUUUGCAUUUGGAUGUAUGAAUAUUGCAGAAAUACUAAAUUAAGGUGAUAAUUUUGAAACUUUCAUUAUGAAAGGGAGGAUUGUUUUUUCCGUGCAGAAUAUUUACUACUACAAAUUAAAUAAUUUGAGGCCUGAGUGGUGAUCUCUUGAAGACAUAUCUAACAUAUUGGCUUAUUCUGUAAAUCCAUUAGCCAACUUCAUUUUUCCUUUACCUCUUGAAUACCAGUGAUAGUUUGAAAAUACUAUUGAAUGCAUUCUUUUUUU
This is a messenger RNA of Dipodomys ordii (Ord's kangaroo rat), 3339 nucleotides long. It is a transcript of the gene Tmtc3, whose product is annotated as transmembrane and tetratricopeptide repeat containing 3. Gene Ontology annotation, cellular component: endoplasmic reticulum. Gene Ontology annotation, molecular function: protein binding; mannosyltransferase activity. The transcript has 14 exons. Gene Ontology annotation, biological process: protein O-linked glycosylation via mannose. Lineage: Eukaryota; Metazoa; Chordata; Mammalia; Rodentia; Heteromyidae. The coding region runs from base 138 to 2885 and encodes 915 amino acids. The record is from RefSeq and is a predicted model, not a curated record.